Messenger RNA from Phragmites australis (common reed), 606 nucleotides. Its product is annotated as alpha-amylase/subtilisin inhibitor-like. NCBI's taxonomy places the organism in Eukaryota, Viridiplantae, Streptophyta, Magnoliopsida, Poales, Poaceae. Gene Ontology annotation, molecular function: endopeptidase inhibitor activity. Bases 1 to 606 code for a protein of 201 amino acids. The record is from RefSeq and is a predicted model, not a curated record. The transcript has a single exon.
AUGAAAUAUCGUCUUUUUCUCCUCCUUCCACUCCUUACCAUCUUCCUCCCUUGCAUCGCCGGGGAUGCCACCCAACUGGUCUACGACACGGAGGGCCACGAGCUGAGUAGCGAUUCUCUAUAUUACAUUCUCCCGGUAGAUCGCGGGACCGGCGGCGGCAUCAAAGUCUCCCCUGACAAGACAGAAAGUUGCAAGUUCUUUGUGGUCCAGUCUCGCAGCGAGGCUGUCACCGGCAUCCCCGUGCAAUUCAAGCCGCAGAAUGCUUCGGCCGGUGCGGCGGUUCGCCUGUCGACCGACAUCAGGAUCAGAUUCCGCAUCAUCACAACAUGCAUGAAGUCCUCGGAAUGGUAUGUCACCAACAGCUCGCCGCUGACAUCGCGUCAGAACGUGGCCAUUAUGGGAAGGGUGGGUGGCCCGGAACCACCACCAUCGGCCAAGGUGUUCCGCGUCGAGAGGUAUGACGGCGCAACGAAGGGGUACAAGCUGGUUUCGUGCACCGGCGAGGGGCCGUGCAAAGAUGUGGGCCUGGAUACUUCUGAGGAGACGACGUGGCUGGCCACAAGCAACUCACCAUUUGUGGUCGUGUUCAAGAAGGCAGAUGCAUAG